AUGAACUCAGUUGCUGCCAGUGGCUUUAACCAGUCCUGGUGGCUUGGUGGCUUGGAGUGGGCGCUGCAGCACCUGAGCACCGUGGAGGUGCUGCGAUUUGGGGCCACCAGUGGCCUGGUCUGGCGGGCCACCUCGGCACGAGGCCAGCGGCUGAUGCCGUGCCUGGACCGCUGCCCAGAGGAGAAGGAGCCGCUGCAGCGGUUCCUCAGCUCCCUGGCGCCGGGCUCCGUGCGCAUCCUGUGCUUGGACGCGGUAGGUUUUCAUGAGCUGCUAGACGGGGGUCCAAGGCUGGCCUUUUCGGGCCUCGAGCGCCUAGUGCUGCCGCAGGGCCUGGGUACCAGGCUGGAAUGCCUGCCAGUGCCGCGCGUGCCGCAGCUGCGGGAGCUCGCAGUGCACGCCGGCGCAGGCGAGCUGGAGGUUUCUGGCUCCAGCACGUACCCGCAGUGGCUGCAGGUUUGGCACUACUGCCAAGGCCAGCCAGACUCGCUAAACCCGGAGGGCAUUCGGUGGAUCCAGGAGCUGUUGCUGCCACUGGGACAGCCCCUGAAGGCUUUGGAGGUGGAGGAGCUGCUGCCGGAGCUGACCAAGCCCUUCCUCGAGGCGCGCGAGCGGCUCAGGUCCCAUGGGAGCGGCGCCGGCGCCGGCGCCGAGCCGUGGAAGAGUCUUUGGAGGGUCCAAGGAGACUGA
Effrenium voratum is the source of this 687-nucleotide messenger RNA. The record is from the annotation of a GenBank genome assembly. NCBI's taxonomy places the organism in Eukaryota, Dinophyceae, Suessiales, Symbiodiniaceae.